AUGAGUGAGCCAGUCCGCCAAGCAACCACAAACUCAUUUCCAAUUGAAGAUCCCGAGUUGGCUCGAAAGUUAGCUAAGAUCGAAGCGUUCAUCCAACGAAUUCCUGGGAUGCCGGCUCCAAUUAAGAAGAGUGCAGCAAGCUGUUAUGCAGACUCUCCAUUCGUAGACGAAAUUGCACUAGUGGAAAUGCAAAAGAAGUUCAACUUCCCAAAUAUGAAGAUGUUUGACGAGACAUCUGACUUGGAUGAUCACAUCGCACAGUAUAGGCAGAGGAUGUUCACUGUUGCCAUCCCACGUGAUAUGAGGGAAGCAUGCAUGUGUAAGGGAUCAGAGAACAGAAGAAGGGAGUACAACCGGUCGUCUGAGACACGUUUGCGAGAUGGACCAAAGAUACCAGAAUACAAUCUUUCAAUCUCACCAGCUGAAGUCGUUGGCAUACUGAAAGGACUCGGAGACAAAGUGAAAUGGCUGAAAAAGAUGAGGACUCCGUCUGACCAGCGAGAGAAAUCAAAAUGGUACAAAGGCAAAAGAACAUUCCAGCAGGAGGCAGACAGGUCAGUCAUCCGAAGAGAAAUAACCCCGCCGAAGCCAAUUACUCAUGAACGAACAUUGAACGUAAUAACUGGUGGCUCUGAGGUAAGCGGAGUCACCCAUUCAAUAGCCAAAAGACAUGCAAGGCAGACCAACUGGAUCAAAGGAGAGUCCAGCGGGAUAGAGAAGAAUACCAUCAGCCUACCAGCUCAAACCAUCAGUUUCUCAACAACAGAGUCAACCAGACUCCUCAACCUACAUCAUGAUGCUCUUGUCAUUGCACUUUACAUAGCUAAUUUUCUUACUAAACGUAUACUUAUUGAUAAUGGAAGCUCAACUAACAUUUUAUUUUUAAGUGCUCUCAAGGAAAUAGGGAUAGAUGAAUCAAAGAUCAUAAAGAACACUACAACCCUCAUCGAUUUUAGUGGAGAGCAAAGGAACACACUAGGAGAGAUCGAGCUACGUGUUUAUGUCGAAGGAGUCAAUCUGUGCACAAGAUUCUUGGUAGUAGACUCUCCGUCUGCUUACAACGUGAUACUAGGUCGACCAUGGAUACAUGAAAUGGAGGCAAUCCCUUCAACAUACCACCAAGUCCUAAGGUUCCCAACUAAAUGGGGAGUAAAAGAAAUUAAAGGCCAACAGAAAGACUCAAGAGCAUGUUACCAAACUACCAUGAAGGCCAAACCUGCUUAG
This is a messenger RNA of Humulus lupulus (European hop), 1224 nucleotides long. RefSeq lists its product as uncharacterized. NCBI's taxonomy places the organism in Eukaryota, Viridiplantae, Streptophyta, Magnoliopsida, Rosales, Cannabaceae. Bases 1 to 1224 code for a protein of 407 amino acids. The transcript has 3 exons. The record is from RefSeq and is a predicted model, not a curated record.